AUGGGGAAUCCGAAAGUUCACAUAGCCGGAGCGACCGUAGCAGAAAGUCAGGAUGGAGAUCUAAGCGAUGCAGUGGUUGCAGCUGCAACGAGAGCAAUGCUGGAUGCCGGCAUCACGUAUACCGAUGUAAAUCAGAGCAUCGUGUCGUUUGAGGAUGAGCUUUCGAUAUCUCCAAGAUCUCUCGACACGUUUGGAUUGGAGGGAGCACCAGUAUUAGAGGUGAAUAACGGCUCCGCUCUGUUCGCAGCAACGCAAUCCGUGAGGUCUGGACAGUCCGACUGUACUCUGGUUCUUGGUCUCGAUACUAACACAUCCAAGAGUGCGGCCUCAGCCCAGACACUCGUAGUGGGAGUUGUCCUCGUCUCGGAGCUCUUCCUGACAUCCCAUGCGUACCUCAAAGACUCCUCCAUUCGCAUCUGUGGCUCUGCAUUGGCAAGUCCAAUCCACUUGCGAUCACUGGGUUCGUCGGAUCCCUCUCGAACGGCGAGAACAGCUGUCGGCAGCGCACUACGACAGGCGCAGUUGAAACCUACAGAUAUCCAGCUGCUGCACCUACCGCAUGACUUGCGUGAGACGAAUCCUCGAGCACUUUCCGGCUUCGAUGCUGCCACAUCAGAGCUGUCCCGAUCGCUGAGGUCUGAAGGUAGCACAACGGGCCUGGCGGCGCUCGUCACGCUCGUUUGGCAGUUCCGCGGCUGGGCGGGCGAUCUUCCGGUAGAUGCACAGAACUGCUUGCUGUACACGUCGGGACGCAAAGGAGUAACAAGCGUGCUGAUAAUACGUCGAUCCGACGGGCGCGCUGCAGUGAAGUGGGAGGAGGUGGAACACGUGCGAGACGGAAGAGAGCGACUUGGAUACAAUCCGGCUGCACAGACGAAGAAGAUUUGCGUCGAGGACGUUGAGGCCGUGCGAGGGCGGGUCGAAUUCGUGCCCGAGGCACAGAAGCAACUCCAGCUGCCGGCGAAGGGUGGUGAUCGCGCAGCGUUGGCGCGUUUGUGA
Molecule: messenger RNA, 999 nt
Organism: Cercospora beticola
Lineage: Eukaryota; Fungi; Ascomycota; Dothideomycetes; Mycosphaerellales; Mycosphaerellaceae
Molecular function (GO): acyltransferase activity
Source: RefSeq, a predicted model, not a curated record